GUGAACUGACAUCAGGAAAGCGUCAUGAGCACUGAAAAAGAGCGCAGCGUCCUGAAUGAUGCUGAUGAGGAGAAGGAGGUGAAGGAUGAGAAGCCGGCUGUGAAGGAGGAGCUGUCGGAGGAGCAGGAGCUGGAGGAGCUGAGGGCUCAGGUGCUGCAGCUCCUGCUUGAGCUGGAAGAAGCUCGAGACACGGCUCAGAAACACGAGGAGAGCUUUCUGGAGCUGCAAGGUCUUCUUGAGGAGGAGCGUUUAGCUAGUGCUCAUCAGGCCGAGGCCUUCACGAGACAGAUCCAGCGUCUGCAAGCACAGCUUCGCUCUGUCCAGGAGGAGAUGGACAGUCUGGAGGAGGAGAAGGAGAGCGAGCUCCUGGAGGCGCAGGAGGAGCUGCGGGCAGCGCAAGAGGAGGUGCUGCUGCAGCAGCAGGCGGCGGAGGAGGCCGCUGCCGAAAGAGAGAACGACAUCGCCAGUCUGCAGGAGGAGCUCUGCCGCUUACGGGCCGAAAUCUCACGACUGGAGAACACAGGACAGGAGUACGAGCUGGAGAUCGUCACGCUCCGAGCGGAAAUAGAGAUGAAGAGCCAGAGCCGUCUGCAGCAGAGGAAGCAGGGUGAGGUGGGUCUGUUGAUGGAUGAAUGCAACAAUCUGAAGGAACAAUGUCAUGCGCUGCAAGAUGAAAACACAAGACUGAAUCACAGACUGCAGAUGCUGCAGAAGAGGAGUUCAGGCAGUACCUGCAUCACUGUUCAAGAAGAGCAGGACGAGAUAGAAGAAGAAAAACGCAUGCAGUGUGGCACAGAGACAGAAACGGCAAGCUCUUAUAUGAGCUCCAACUGCAGGCUGGUGGACGCUGGGAUCCAGAAGAACAUAUCGUUUGAUGGCAAACCUGUGACCCCCACCGGCUGGACAGGAGGUUUCUCAGAGAUCCUCUCACUGAGAGAUCAACUCAAGCAGACAGAAGAGAAGGCCACACAUGUGCAGAGAGAGUGUGACGGACUAAAGAAUGAACUAGAAAAUCUGCGGGAAAUGUAUGAGACCAGUCAGAAGGAGCGAGCCGAGCUGGAGCUGGAGUUACUGCGCUGCAGGGAAGAGCUGGAGAGAGCUGCUGACGUCAAAGAGGAAUGAUGCUAAUAAAAACGAUUGAUUUGCUGCUGGCGGUCUGAACUAUAUUGUGGAGAACAAAAGCUGUGUUCUCAACUGAUGAAACCACAAGCUACGAUCAACACUCAUCACAGCCUCUACAGUAACAUCUGGAGUUUAAUGGUGUUUUUGUUUGUCUUUUUUGCAAUAAUAACUACCUUCUAAGACAAAAAGUUCCCGCUUAUAUUUUUCCUAUAAUAUUUCUAAUGUACUUCAUAUUAGUUUAGCAAAUGUUUUUGACUUAUUCGCCAUUUAGCUACUUAUUGUCUUGUGUUGGCUUAUUGUAAAUAUCUUUAAUAUUAUAAAUUAAUAUCAUAUUCCUUCCUAAUAUAUGAGAUUAAGUAUUACAAAUUUAUUAAUUGCAACAGGCCAAAAAAUACAGUAAAGAAGGCUCAAACUGAAAAGAAAAUGUGAAUUAAAAAUCAACUUAAAUAUUUAAAAUAGUUAUUUUAUACCUUAUAAAUUAUUUUGUGAAUUUACACAAUGCUAUUGGUUUGCAAUAACUGCUUUAAUCUAGUCUUUUUGUAUAUUUUUAUGCAUGUUUCAGCAUGAGGCAACACUAUAUUGUCAUACAGAGGAUUGCAUAUAGAUUUAUACACUGAUGAGAAUAAUCAACAAUUCAACAAUGUGUCUAUACAGUUCUGGAAAAAAAUAAAAUAACAAUUUUGUGUGCCCCUUGAACAUAAUUUAGUGCAUAAACUCUUGAGGUCACUGAUGUAAAAAGUAAAUGUAAACUCAUAAUUAUUAACUAGUUCAACGACCUAGAAAUCUGAAGCUGGUCAUUUACUCACGUGAUUUGGAUCAUAGUCACAUGACCCAAAUUCUACAGACGCCCAGUCCAAGAGGGUCAUAAUAAGGGUGGAAUAAUGAUUAGAAAUAAUUUUGUAUCACUUAAACUUUAACAAAUCUUUUCUAAAGUCAUCUGAAAUCUCUUUUCAUGCGUUGGAACAGAAUGACACUAUUUUGAGCAGGUGAUCAAAAAUUAUAUCAAAAUUUGAACUGUUUUGAACUCUUUAUCAAAGGCUUUUUAUCAAGAAAGUAAUAUUUUUACUUUUUCCCAAUGACCUUGAUUGUUUGGUUAUACAAUUUUAGAAUUUAUAUUAUAAAAUAUAUAUAAUUUAGGUUUGGUUAUAAAACUGUAGAAUUUAUAUAAAAUGUGUGUAAAACUAAAUAUCUAAGUCAGACUUCUAUUUAUUAUGUAUUAUGACUGAUCUGAUAAUCGGAUUACGUGUGAUCUCUUUAAUUCAUUAACAUCUGAGUGAGCAAAGAUUAGCUGAGAUGAUCGAAGCCUAGCAACAACUGGAAUAAUUAUUUUUAUUAUUAUUAAUUAUUAUUAUUUCUAUUCUGUUGUGACAGUGGUACCAAAAACUGUAUUUCAAUUUGUAAAAACUUCUAGAAUAUUUGUAUAUUUUGAAGAGAAAUAGAUGAACCAUUAGGUGUAAUGGUGUUUAAUGUAUUGAAUUAGCAAUGAACUGAAAUCCACUGUAUCCCUACAUUUGAUAAAGACCAGUUCCAACCUUCCAAAACUUUUGUGGGUGUUUCUUUAAAUAUGGGCACUUUCUGCCCUGUGGAUACUUUUAAAAAUAAAUAAUCUUUA
This is a messenger RNA of Onychostoma macrolepis, 2734 nucleotides long. RefSeq names its product coiled-coil domain containing 136a (gene ccdc136a). Lineage: Eukaryota; Metazoa; Chordata; Actinopteri; Cypriniformes; Cyprinidae. The coding region runs from base 25 to 1122 and encodes 365 amino acids. Gene Ontology annotation, biological process: single fertilization; acrosome assembly. The transcript has 8 exons. The record is from RefSeq and is a predicted model, not a curated record. Gene Ontology annotation, cellular component: acrosomal membrane.